This is a messenger RNA of Pollicipes pollicipes, 604 nucleotides long. Its product is annotated as modifier of mdg4. Gene Ontology annotation, molecular function: protein binding. Gene Ontology annotation, biological process: regulation of transcription by RNA polymerase II. Gene Ontology annotation, cellular component: nucleus. NCBI's taxonomy places the organism in Eukaryota, Metazoa, Arthropoda, Thecostraca, Pollicipedomorpha, Pollicipedidae. The transcript is spliced from 5 exons. The record is from RefSeq and is a predicted model, not a curated record. The annotation marks the transcript as partial.
CUCAUAUCGGUGAUUUCGAUUGUUUGCAUUGGUCACCACUAUAGUUCCCUGUUGGCUGGUGGAGGUGGAGGUGGGGGUUUCGAGGCAAUCUGCCAGGAUGUGUUCGGGUGGCCAGCAGAUGUUCAACCUCCGAUGGAACAAUUUUCAAUCUUCAAUAUCGUCAGCGCUUCACGAGCAGCUCGUGGGCGAGGAGCUGGUGGACGUCACGCUGUCUGCCGAAGGUCGCACUGUCGGCGCGCACCGCGUCGUCCUUUCAGCGUGCAGCCCCUAUUUCAAACAGCUCUUCAAGACGCUGCCCUCCAUGCAGCACCCCGUCAUCGUCAUCCGCGACUCCAAGUUCUCGGACAUCCAGACGCUGCUGGCCUUCAUCUACCAGGGCGAGGUGCAGGUGUCCAACAGCGCUCUGCCGUCCCUGCUGAAGACUGCUGAGGCGCUGAGCAUCAAGGGUCUGACCCCGUCACACUUGCGAGAAGAGCGGCCGCCGCCCGCCGACGCCGUGGCCGACUGGGGUGACCCGUUCUCGCUGCCGGCGCCGGUACGGCAACGUCCGCCGCCGGAUGACGAGUCGCCAACGAAGCGCGCCAAGGCGGCCGACGGGGCGCGC